Molecule: messenger RNA, 3027 nt
Organism: Corythoichthys intestinalis (scribbled pipefish)
Lineage: Eukaryota; Metazoa; Chordata; Actinopteri; Syngnathiformes; Syngnathidae
Product: post-GPI attachment to proteins factor 2-like
Exons: 6
Coding region: 514-1254 (246 amino acids)
Biological process (GO): GPI anchor biosynthetic process
Cellular component (GO): Golgi membrane; endoplasmic reticulum membrane
Source: RefSeq, a predicted model, not a curated record
UUAAAAAAUGCUAGAAUUUUUUAGUAAAUUAAAUGUAAGGGAGGGGGAAAUAUUCUUACCUGGCAACACUGAAGCAAAAAACAACAUGCACAAUAAACUUUGCAUUUCCGAUCCUUUCAUGCCGCUAAAAGAGAUCUACCCCAAACCAACGAGCAUUUAACACAAAAAACUCUAAUAUUUCACUAUAAUGUGACGAAAAGACAAACUAGAUUAAAAUUCAACAUUCUUUAUCGUUCUGCGCUCCAUCCUCUGCAUUUGUGGGAGGCGGCGCGCUGUACUGACGUCAUUGUUGUCAUCAUUAGCUUCAGUACCACGGUUAACAUCUUCCCUCUCCCCGACAGACACCCACCCCAAAAAACCCCCACAUUCUUCAUUCCCGACUGGAAAAGCUCAAUCAGUGGGUGACAAUAUAUUCAUGCUAUUUUGUGCGCAUCAUGUAUGUGAGCCUACUCACGCUUUUGUCGUCUUCGGCUCUUGCACGCAACGGACGCCAUAUCAAGUGCAGUGCAAAAGAUGAUCUUGAACUUGUACAGUUAUGAGAGGUCUACGUUAGUCCGAGUCUCCUUUACCGCAUGUGUUUUGGGUACCCUCUGCUUGCCACUGACGGGCCUCUUGGUCUGCAUAGUCAUCUCCUCUCUCUACCAUUACGAGGACUCUACAAGAACACACUGCCAGGUUGAAAACUACCUGCCGUCCAUCAGCGCCUCCAUCAGCCUGAGCCCCGAGUGCCACAUCUGGCGCCUCUGCAUUGGCCUGCACUCUGCACCCAGGUUUAUUUUGGCAUUCGCCUAUUUCAAGUUCUACAAAGUCUGCUUUGCCACUCGGGUGCCCGAAACCACUUUGGCCUACCUCAACUUGGGCUUCUCCGUCUCUGAGAACCUCGGCCUGCUGAUGCUCACCUAUGUGUCGUCGGCUGACAUCUACUCUGUCCACGAGGAGGGGUUCAUCCUCUUCAGUCUGAGCUCGUUUGUCUACAUGGUGAUAACGUGUCAUUUGUGGAAGGUCAUCAAGAGGUACUCGGUGAAUCCAGUAGAUGCCAAAUCCCAUGUCUGGAAAGUACGUCUGUUCCUCCUCAACUUGUGCUUCAGUGCUUUUGCCGGAUUAUUUUAUGUCCAACAUAGCUUGUAUUGUGAAGCUGGGAGUUACACAUUGUUUGCCCUGUUUGAGUACCUCAUUGUCUUCUCCAUCAUGGGCUUCCACUUCACAGCAGUGUGGGACUUCCGGAGCCGUGACUUAAUCAUUGCCUGCCUGUAAAAGGACUUCUGACUAUAGAACUCUACAAAGAACGCAGUGAAACCGACGCAGUCCUCAAAACCACCAAAGACCUGGUUUCAUAUGAAAACCACCACUGAUGCCUUUUUGGAUAUACUGUAGUGUAUAUGCACAGAGGUUACAUGAUAAGUGCCGAUAUGCCAAGUUGCUGAUGUUCCUCCAGUCUAGAUGCACGAAGUUUAUAGGAAAGCGCCGACAUGUCUAGGCUAAUGGUUCUUAACCUGGGUUCGACCGAACCCCAGGGGUUCGGUGAAAAAGUGUCAGGGGUUCGGCAAGUAAGACGUAGGGACCCGUUUUAUUACAUUGACUAAAUCUAUACAAACUCACAUUUUAGGCCAGGUUUUGGACAGGUUUGUCCGCAAUUUACAUUUAUUCCAUUCGUGUUAAACGUACGGCCCACAUAGUGAAACACAUCUUUUUAUUUUGACACUCGAGCUGCAAAACUGGAGAUUUGUAAGUUUUUUUCAUGAUUGAGUGCAUUACUAUACUUCACUUUUGUGUCCGCAGUCAAAUAUGUUCAUUCGCCCCUCUCAGUCAAUGGCUGCUAAUAAAGUAACAAGGAAGUGACCCAAACAUCCACAAAAACCAACAGGAAAUGACCCAAAAUAAUCUGGAAAUCCCCCAAAAUGUACAGGAAUUGAUCCAUAAGUAUUCCAAAAUAACAAAGAAGUGACCUAAAAUGAAGUAUUUGACUUCCACUGAAAACAAUAGACGUCCAAUUCACUUAAACAGGAAAGAUUGACAGUGAAUCCUUAUAUUCUAGUCCAGGGUUCACUAAAUCCGGACCUCGGUGGCACUUUUCCUGUAGUGUUUUCCAUGUCUCCCUCCUCCAACACACCUGAAUCAAAAUAAUCAGGAUCAUUAUCAGGCUUCUGGAGAGGUUGCUGAUGACAUAUUCAUUUGAUUCAGGUGUGUUAGGGGAGAGAGACGUGGAAAACACGACAGGAAAAGUGGCACCGAGUUUCAGACUUAGUGAACCCUGCUCUAGUCCCACAGAUGACACUAGACAUCCAAUCCAUUUUGACUGGGACUGGCGACUCAUUCGCAUAGUGGAUAUCUAGUGCUGGCAAUGAUAGCCAGUGAGUUAACUUGAUUGGUCCAGAGUACACUGGUCCAGCCUACAUGAACUCUAAUGCCUAAAUGUGGCAUGCUAAACAAAAUGAGUUUGACACCCUUGCUUGAUUUCAUUUCUUUCAAUUGCUAGUCCUCCAUUUGAUUCGCCUAUAGCAGAAACUGGUUUGCUCAGUGGAAAGUUGACUCUCACAUGAUAUGAAGAUGUAUAACAGAUCUUUGGGCCAUGUGGACUCAAACUUUGAUCUGUUUCAAAAAACAUGCUACCAAAUGUGAAGAAAUUUGAACUGGAAUUUGCUUAGAUAUUAGCUUGCUAGCUUAGAUAUAGCAGUACUGAAUUUGAAAUCAAAUUCCAAAGUGUUCAGUGGAUGCACACGUGAAACUUCUGGGGUUUGGUACCUUCAGCAACGUUAAGAACUACUGGCCUAGGCUGAUGUUCAACGUCAACAGUGAUCACGUGAAAGCUAAAGAUCAACAAUGUUGUCAUUAAUGAUUAUUUAUACGACAGUGUUAUGAGUUUAGUUUUUUUUUUUUUUUUUAAAUUAAAGUAUAUUUUUGUUGUUUGUUAUAAAAACAAAAUUGUUUGAUUUUAAAGUAGAUUUGCUUAGGGGUUGAAAGGGGAAAAUUGUUUCAACGGUUGCAAAAAAAUAUGAAUGUGGUCAUUAACCCCUGGCUGCCAGUUCA